AAAAGGGGGUGAAGGGCCAUGAAGGAGAAAUGUGAUUGAGUAUGUGGGAGAGGAGUUAGAGGAGGAGAAAGCUGGGAGGUGUGUUGCUCUGCUGCUGCUGGUUAAAUCUACUCCAAAUAGAUGCAGUUUCCUCAGUCCCGCACGGUCAGGAGACUGCUUUGAAACUUUCAGUAUUCAACUUUUCUUCCUGUGUCCAUGCUGACUCUCCAUCAGGGAGGAGGAGACGCUCUAGUCCUCCCUCAGCUCAUCCAUUUGUUCUCUGCAGAACCGUAUCCCUUUCAUGUUUCCUUAAAGAUCUCAAAGUCUGGUGACCCGAGAUAGACGACUCCCUGCAUCUGCAAGUCAGAUGUUGCUCACUGUGAGUUUUCUCCACAGCUAAAAAUUUGGGGCUGUUCCUGGAAUACAUCUGGUGUGUUUCAUCCGAGUUAGCACUGUGCUGUCAUUGAAAAAAUGAAGGCUGAGGUGCUGAUAUUGUGGGUCGGCUUGACUUUGUGCUGCACCCUGAUCUGCGGUCGGGAAGAUGUAAAGGAGAACAAAUUUGCUGGAGUUCAGGUGAGAGAACUUCAAACACUGACCAAGAAUAGGAGACAAGCAGAAGAAGUGGAUGCUGCAAUGUUAGACAAGCUGACUGAAGUGGUGGAAGACGAAAAGACAAAACCGAAGAAGAAAAAGAAAACACCUGAGGAGAUUGAAGCAGCCAGGGCAAAGAAGGCAGCAGAGAGGGAGGCCAAAGCAAAGAAGCAGAAAGCCCCUAAACCCACCAAAAAACCCAAACCCCCCAAACCCACGAAGAAACCCAAACCACCCAAACCCACAAAGAAGCCAAAGGUGCCCAAACCCACUAAGAAACCAAAGACGACGACCACAGUGCAGCCAGACAUCAGGCAGCCUUAUCCAGACAAGGAAGAGGAGAAGAAACUGCUGACUGAGCUGGGCUUGGACACAUCGAUUCAACCUGUGACCCCAAAGGAGCGUAGGGGGGAAGAGCCUGUUGAGCCAGACCUGGAUGACAUGUUCAGGAAGCCAACAUCUCCAACAAAAUCCCACAGUGAGCUUGAUGUUGACUACUGGCAUCCCAGACCAGAUGAGGUGCCUGGCAGAUAUCCUGAUACGAAGAAAGAAGUCACUACUCCUGAGGUCAUCAUGUACAUACCAGAGGAAUCCACCACCGUUCCAUAUAUUGGUGCCUGGUAUGAAGAAUAUGACUACACUGAUUUGGCAGCUAAAAAACAAGAAGAAGAGGAGGAGAGAGCUCUAAAAGAAAAGGCAGAAAAAGCCGAAAGACUGAGGAAGAAGUGGGAGGAGGAGGAAGAGGAGAGACGUAAGCAGAUUUCAGUGCCAGCUGAACCAAAAAAAUGUCCUCCUCUGGGCUUGGAGUCUCACCGGGUAGAAGAUGACCAGCUGUUAGCUUCCUCUCAGUCUCAUCAUGGGUUCUCAGCUCAGAGGGGGCGCCUUAACAUGCAGGGCUCUGAUAAUGAUGAAGACCUGUAUGGUGGUGCAUGGUGCGCAGAGUCAGAGGAGCGAGACCACUGGUUUCAAGUUGAUGCCCGCCGAGAGGUGGAGUUUACUGGGGUCAUUACCCAGGGAAGAAACUCUGAGCUACAUGAGGAUUUUGUGUCGUCCUACUUUGUGGCCUUCAGCAACGACAGCAGCGACUGGACUUUACUACACGAUGGCUACGCUGAAUGGUUGUUCUAUGGCAAUGUGGAUAAGGAAACACCAGUGAUGAGUCAGUUUGCUACACCAGUGGUGGCGCGUUACAUCCGUAUUCUGCCUCAGAGCUGGAAUGGCAGCCUAUGUCUCAGAGCCGAGAUCCUAGCUUGUCAGCUACCCAUCUCUGUGUCAACUCUUUCAGGAAGCCACCACAGUGAGAAUGAGGUCAACCCAUCUGAUGACCUGGACUUCAGACACCACAACUACAAGGAGAUGAGACAGAUGAUGAAGGUAAUAAAUGAGGAAUGUCCCAACAUCACCAGGAUCUAUAACAUUGGAAAAAGCUACCAGGGCCUGAAAAUGUAUGCCAUGGAAAUCUCUGAUAACCCCGGGGAGCAUGAGCCUGGUGAACCAGAAUUUCGUUACACAGCUGGCCUCCAUGGUAACGAGGCACUUGGACGAGAGCUCCUCCUCCUGCUUAUGCAAUUUCUAUGUAAAGAAUACAAUGAUGACAACCCAAGAGUGCGUCGCCUGGUGGACGGUGUUAGAAUACACUUAGUGCCCUCACUGAACCCGGAUGCUUACGAGCUGGCCUACGAGAUGGGAUCAGAGAUGGGAAACUGGGCCCUAGGCCACUGGACUGAAGAAGGUUAUGACAUCUUCCAAAAUUUUCCAGAUCUAAACAGCAUCUUGUGGGGAGCUGAAGACAGAGGCUGGGUGCCUCGUAUAGUGCCUAAUCAUCACAUCCCCCUUCCAGAAAACUUUUUCAAUGGCUCUCUUGCAGUUGAGACAAAAGCUGUAAUUUCCUGGAUGGACCGCAACCCUUUUGUUCUGGGAGCUAAUUUGCAAGGAGGCGAAAAACUGGUCACAUAUCCUUUUGACAUGCAGCGCCCACCAGUUUCUCUAACUGACAACCGUCGUUGGAGAAAUAAUGCAGAAAUGAACGACGACACCUGGGCUCGCAUUCAGCGCCAGAAUGAGGGUGCUCUGAGGGAGACUCCCGACGACGCCAUGUUUCGGUGGUUGGCAAUGUCAUAUGCCCACAGCCAUCUAACCAUGACAGAAACCUAUCGAGGCUCCUGCCAUGGAGAUGAUAUCACUGGAGGACAGGGGAUCACUAACAGAGCCAGCUGGAAGCCAGUGGUGGGAAGUAUGAAUGACUUCAGCUACCUGCACACAAACUGCUUCGAGCUCUCCAUCUUCUUGGGCUGUGAUAAGUUUCCCCAUGAGAGUGAAUUGCCUCUUGAGUGGGAGAACAACCGUGAGGCUUUGUUGUCCUUUAUUGAACAAGUACAUCGCGGAAUAAAGGGUAUUGUAAGGGAUGUAGAUGGAAAUCCACUUCCCAAUGCCACAAUAUCUGUUGAAGGGAUACGGCACGAUGUUAAAACUGCUGUGGGCGGGGAUUACUGGCGACUGCUAAAUCCUGGGGAGUACAAGGUAACAGCCAAAGCUGAUGGCUACACCCCUCAGACACGGCUCUGCAUGGUGGGCUAUGACUCUGGAGCGACACCCUGCAGUUUCACCUUAACCAAAUCCAACUGGGACCGCAUCAAGCACAUCAUGGCACUCCACGGCAAAAGGCCCAUUCGACUCAUCACCAAAGUGAAUGUAGUGAAAACAACUGCAGCCAGCACUGUGGCAGCCCCCAGCAUUGAUACAGAGCCUGAAAAUCCCGCCAACACUCACAACAUUGCGCGACGUAGAAGGCUCCGGCUGAUGCGUUUACGCAGGCUGCGUUUGCAGAGGUUACGAGCCGGCCUUAGAACCACUCCUGCAACUACAGUGACAACAACCACCACCACAGCAUCCACCACUCUACCACCUGAAACCAAGAGAACAACCUCAUGGUAUGACUCUUGGUUUCCUGUGGAUGAAUGGUCCACUGAAAACCCAUUCGAUAGUGUUGUCUUUGAGGCAGUGCCCACACAGGACUAUCCUUUUGAAUACACUAUAGAUUGAUUACUGCACACAUGAACCCAGAUCUAUCUUAUAGAAAGUCCUUACUAACCAAAUCUGCUGCAAGAUCACAGCUUUAAAACAAAACAAAAAAAACCCACAAAAAAAACACCUUUAAUGAUUUAGCUUGGACAAAAUGAGACUUGUUGGCAGCAUUGUGUAUUGAGGGUUACAUUCUUAGAAACAAAUAUUUCUUGGAGAAAGAUAAAGAAGAAAUUGAAGUCUCUGCUGAGCAAAGACUACACAGCACACAUUUAAUUAGCUCUAUGUUAAAUUAAACAUACAGUAUGUUCAAUAAGACAGGAUUAGGUCUGUCUUCAUUUUUUUAAUGGCUUCAUAGAAUCAUUUCUGGCUUCAAUUAAACUGAUUUAUUGUACUGCUGAAUGCAUUGCAUUAAAAUGACGUUAUUUUCUAAA
This is a messenger RNA of Oreochromis niloticus (Nile tilapia), 4025 nucleotides long. RefSeq names its product AE binding protein 1a (gene aebp1a). Bases 451 to 3612 code for a protein of 1053 amino acids. The record is from RefSeq and is a predicted model, not a curated record. Gene Ontology annotation, biological process: regulation of DNA-templated transcription; protein processing; peptide metabolic process. The transcript has 21 exons. NCBI's taxonomy places the organism in Eukaryota, Metazoa, Chordata, Actinopteri, Cichliformes, Cichlidae. Gene Ontology annotation, molecular function: metallocarboxypeptidase activity; DNA-binding transcription repressor activity, RNA polymerase II-specific; RNA polymerase II transcription regulatory region sequence-specific DNA binding.